AUGCCGGGCCCCGCAGGCUCGUCGCAUCCACCACCGUCGGGAGCACAGCAGACCACAGCUCAGCGCCCGCUCAAGACGGAGCGUGAAGUCGAUGAGCUUGAGGACGGUGUCACCACUCCGCCUCUUCGCGCUGUUCAACUUGCCGUACACACGACCGAUCUGCAGGAAGAUGCACGUCACGAGCGAGCCAACCACCACGCCUCUAAAGACCCUUCGAAGCCUCAGCGCAACAUCGACGACUGGCUUGCGGCCUCGCGACGCGCCAACGACGGUAGCAACGAACCACGCGCGGCUGCCUCUGCUCACCAGAAGACAAGACGUCGGACACACUUCUUCCCUCCGAGUCCUUCGAGCAGCGCUAUCUCGGCGUACGUCGACGAGCUUGGUCCCGAUUCUGAAGACGAUAGCGGUACCGAAAGGACAACUGCUGCAACAAAUGUCUCCUCGAGCGCAGCUUCGAUCAACAAGGACAAGGCCAGGGAAAAGAUCUCGGAAGGGCCUUGUGAUCGGUGCAAAACCCUUCGCCUCGAGUGCACCAAGUCUUCGCAAAACCGGUGGAGCUGCGACGCCUGCAAGCUAAAGCACACCACCUGUACUCGGAAUGGUGAGCGCGUAUCUAGUGCCUCCGGACCAGAGUCUCGUCCCGGCUGGAAGCCAAAGUCGAAAACACCAGCAAAAGCGAGCAUCGCUUCGACGGCGUCCAGCAACAGCUCACAGGGUCAACAAGCUCCGGAAAGCCCGUUUCCCUCUUGCAGAACGCCACAUCACAAAGUGCCUUCGAGUGGCAAGACCCAGUCUGAGCGCCCUCGGCCGGGGAAGAGCAGAAAGGAGGCUGAGAAUAGCGAUGCACGGCCACUCGAUAGUGACAGCUCCGAUGAUAUCGAGGUCGUUUCGAGUCGCAAGCGCAACAAGGUAGCCCCACCUUCGCGUGUAUUGUCACAACAGUCUCGCACCACAAUGCCGGAUCCUUCUGCUUCAGACUCUUCCCGAUCACGACAGCAGUCAUCGAAGUCAGCCCCCAAACACCCACUCGACGUUCACACCACCAACAUCCUCAAGGAUACUGCGAAGACGCUUGAGCGUGUCAGUCGAUCGCUAAUCGACGCACCAUCUCUGUCUGCAUUCGGUCCCACGCUGAACUUGCUCAUCGAAGGCUUUCAAUGGAUGCCAGGCUUCAGCGCAACGAUGGAAAGCAGCGAAGAGACACGCCUGACCGAAAUCUAUCAGGUCCUCCUGCGCGUCCGACAAGAUUGUGUUCCGUUCAUUGCGCGAUGGGACGAGACCAAGCAGAAGGAGAAAGCAUGGCUUGCCCAAGCACUAGUAGAUCGCUGCGUGUCCCAUAUCAAGACGCUUGUCAGCGAGCGUGGUAGUCAGUAG
Molecule: messenger RNA, 1377 nt
Organism: Kalmanozyma brasiliensis GHG001
Lineage: Eukaryota; Fungi; Basidiomycota; Ustilaginomycetes; Ustilaginales
Exons: 1
Coding region: 1-1377 (458 amino acids)
Source: RefSeq, a predicted model, not a curated record